Messenger RNA from Linnemannia hyalina, 1923 nucleotides. The record is from the annotation of a GenBank genome assembly. NCBI's taxonomy places the organism in Eukaryota, Fungi, Mortierellomycota, Mortierellomycetes, Mortierellales, Mortierellaceae.
AUGCCGCCAGAGCUCAAAGAUCCCAAGAAUGGCCCCAUCAUCGCGCCAGUCCCCCACAAACCCUCGCCUUUGAUGGGCCUCCAUGAACAACAGCAGGAACAACGACAACCUGACCAGUCCUUUUAUUACAAGCGCCCUUCCUUCUUUAACCGAAUCUACCUCUCCGGCGUCAUCCACCGGCCGAGCGACCUCCUCUUCCUUGGCCAUGGCCUCAUAUCCGUCCUCUGGACACUGGUUUGCCUCCUCAUCGUCGAUCUGCCCUUCCUGGUCACCACGCGUUUCCGCAUUAACUCAGAGCGUCAUCCAGUCAGCUGGGGUGCAUUCUAUUCAUUCUGCAUGUCGUUGAGUAGAGCAUGCUCCAGUUCUGUGCACAAUGUCGCACAGCUGCGGCUGGUGAGCAAUAUUAUCGCCUGGUUCGUCCCCCUCCGAAUGCUGCAUCUGUCGUCCAACAGCUACUCUGUCAAGUCCAAUGUACAGAUCAAGGUUCAUCUGAACACUUUGCUUGAACCUGAACGCAAGACCUUGGCCCCAACACGAGCUCGACUCAACCUUGACAACUCUUUCGACGGCAUUCAUCGCAACCCUGUCAACCCAUCCCCCGAAUACCUCGCCUCCUUCCUGCCAGACAACCGACUUGCUAAUCUCCCAGAAGAGUCAGGGGACUUGGACCAAGAUGGGAUGUACACAUUGAGGGGAGAGUGGAUCGAGGCCCUAACUGAUCCAAAUGAGGAGGGUCGAGGAGGAGCAGCAAGACGAGGACCAAGGAGCAAUGUUGUUGUUUUGUACUGUCACGGAGGCGGACAUGUGUUUUGCUCGGCUACUUUCCACCGCCAAGUCGUAACAAGAAUGCUUUUGGAGAUCGGUCCCGGCGCAAGAGCAUUCGUGGUCGACUACCGUCUCGCGCCAGAAGAUCCCUUCCCAGCCGCAGUCCACGACAUGUAUGCUGCAUAUCUCUACCUCACCCAGCCCGAUCACCCAGCCAUCACACUCUGCACCAAUGGUUCUUUGUCCACCAAUAGCCCACACCACCAUGUAGCAACGCCGGUCCUUCCAAAGGAUAUUGUCCUUGCAGGCGAUUCUGCCGGUGCUGGUGUUGCCAUUGCUUUCCAGCUGUACAUGAGAGAUUAUGUGCAACCAUCCGUUGAACCCAAGUUUGAGAUGCCUCCCGUCACUGUCUUGAUCUCUGCAUGGACGGAUAUCUCGACUUCGAUGCCUUCAGCCACCAGUAAACACAGCUAUUGCUACACACCCUCCCCGAUGGGUGUCAACCCAUUUGUCGACGAAGCCACCUUUUACGCGUUCCCCAAGUUCAACUUUGCGAGGACAUACCUCUGUGGCGACUCCAAGCUGGCUCCUAACGAGCGAAACUGUAGAGGACGGCACAUGGUUUGGGAAUGGUACAGGCACCUGGCUCAACAUCCCUUGGUCUCACCCGUCUACACCGCCGAUCUUUCUGGACUUGGCGGCGCAACUCUGCUGCAAACCGGUGCGUUUGACAGACUGGCAGACGACACCCGCCUUUAUGCCCACAAGCUAGGACAAGCCAACCUCGACCAACGCGUACGCCUAGAACUCUACCGGGACAUGGUCCACGUCCACCAGUUCUUUGAGUUCUUGCCCAUGGCCGACAAGGCCCUUCACACCAUGACUGAGUUCAUCUACGACAGUCAGGACAAAUACAACAGCGAACAAGCAGCACAGCAGUUGUCAAGACCGAGGCGCAAGGUUAAUGACAAGUACGGGAACAAUAUCAGCUAUGGAUCUGGAGAAGGAAAGAAGGGAGCAAGGAGAGGGACAGAGUGGAUUGUGGUGGAAACUGACGGAACUGAGUUGGAGGGCCAUGAUGACGACGGGUGUCCUAUCUCUGUGCUUGAGGAGUGCUGGAACCCCGAGAUGAGAGAGAAGGCGGCGGCAAAUGCGUAG